UCGUUGGACGCAACAGAACGAGCAAUGAAGUGCUACCAUUCGUUGAGACUUAUUUUGGCCUGCCAAUUGGGAAGUGUGCACAGCUAAAAAUAAAUCUGUAUUAAUUAGUACAACCGGCGGAUUAAAAUAGGCGCUAUUUUAGUGUUUGAUAAGUGUGAUUACCAUUAAAAAUAGAUCGGCAAAUCCAGUUUUAUUGUCAUGUCCCGCUAGGCAGCGUGUCUGCGUGUGUUUUUAUAAGCAUUACCAAGCUCAUCAUAAGGCAUAUGUAGACAGUCCGAAUCAAGCUCUGUGUAACUUGUUUCCAUUCAAGCAUCACUAAUAUUAAGCAAGUGCGAUUGAGACAAACGUACGGAAUGUGUUCGUGUGCAGAUUAAACAUUCAAAACAUAUGUCAGAGUGGCUUAGCCAAUUUCUUCUGUUGCUUUUAGUAUUGUUUUUGCCUAUUUCUUACGUGAGUCUAUUUACAUUUCCCCAAAUAGAUGGAAGGAAUAUUUUGAGCAAACUACGUUGUCAUAAAGACUUGCCUCGUAGAUUCCUCUCUACAAAAUUUAUUAUGAUCGAAACGGUUACACCGUUUGAUUGCGGCAAUGUUUGUUCAGUGGAAGUGAUAAGUUGGAAUUCGAGAGAUAAAACUUUUUUUUCCGGGUGUGAAUGGAAUACAUAUUUGCUGAUAAAAAAAUACAAGGCGGUGUGAUUUAAGCCAUUUAAGUUCAAGAACAGAGCGAAGUCGUGAAGAUUUACAAAAGGAUUAUUCCACAACAAGAUGCAAUUGGGAAGUGCCUUAUCUCUCGGCGCCUAUCUGUAGAAACUAUAGUCGUCGCCAUGAAAGUGUAUUACUGCGUGUAAUGCACCAGCCCAGGGUGCAUCCAUUGACUGUAGAGGAGUCUGGAAUGCACGAGAGAGAACUGUAGUUUAUAGUUGUUUGUAGUGAAGAGUGUAAAUAUCAUAGCAGCGCUCAAAUAAGAACAAAUUUAGAUUAGACAACAAUAAGGAUGGUGUUCCACCUGAUGUUGGUCGUUCUAACGGUCACUUCAACAGUGGUGCAAUGCCGGAUAGUGGCCGAACAUCCUGGAUUAAACUCGCUAACAACUGAAUCCAUUAUGACGACCCCGUCAGUUGCCACCCCUUCCGCAGAAACAGCUACAUCUGCUGUUCCGGAACCGAUCAGCAGCAGUACGUCCACCACCGUGUCAAGUACGACUACUUCCACUACACCCGAGCCAACAACGACCCCGUCUACGUCUACGUCCACAACGACCACGGAAGCGACGACCUCCACCACAACAACCACCACCACCACCACUUCGACGACGACCGUCCCUACCACCACAACGACGCUGAUUCCGCCCACCAACGAGCUCGGCUGUUACAAUGCCGCCCCGGAACUGUGCCACAAUCGCAGCAACGAGUGCGAGUGCAGUCCCGAUCCGCUCAUCCCGGGAGCCAUGUACUGCUGCAACGUGACGGACAUCAACAAAGCAAUCGCGUGCGCCUCCAAUGGUGGAUCCGAAGGAAGCUCGUGGCGCUACAUUCACAUGCGGAACGUCACCGUCCGGGAGCUGGUGCUGAACGUGUCCAACCGGUACAUCAAAACGCUCCUGUCCGUUUCGUUUACCGAUGGCUCGAUCCGGAAGAUUAGCACUUCGUUCACGCGCUUCUCGUCGCCAGUUUGCUUCAACAUUUCCAACAACAACAUCAGCGAAAUCGAACCGAGGGCGCUGAAGGAGCUUCGCAAUCUGAAAUCGUUGGACAUUUCCCAUAACAAUCUGUCGACGAUUCCGUCCAUGGGGGCCAACUUGACGCUGGAUAUUAGAGGCAACAGCGGAAUGUUGUGCAAAUCCGUACUGGAAUCGCUCAAGGAGGGCAUCAAGUUUGUCGACGAAACCUCCACAUUCUGCCUUACGAACCGAACCUUCAACUGGUUCGAUUCGACGGACUUCAUUCCUCUGCCUCAGCUUCUCCUGAGCCAACGUAUUCAGAAUGACUGUCCCACGAAUUGCACCUGCGCGCUGGAGCGCCUCAACUUUGAUCUGAACAACACCGAUCGCAAAACGUUUACCGCCCAAGUGGACUGCUCCGCGUUGGGAUUGAUGGACUUUCCGGAGCAUCUUCCCCCGGAUACGGUCACGCUGAACGUGUCUAAUAACAAUAUAACCAGUUUGAAGGCAUUGAUCGGAAAAUCCUACAGCACUCUGCAACGUUUGUAUGCGGACAACAACCAGAUCGCCUCGCUAAGCGACCUGGAAGGAACGGACUUCAUAUCCCGGUUCACCGUUUUUUCGAUUCGAUGGAACAAACUAAAAACCAUCCAAACCUACCAGUUCCGAUCCAGUCUGGAUCUCGGAUCGUACAUGUUCCUCGAGGGAAACCCUAUGAUAUGUGACUGUACCGCGGCGAAAAACCUAAAAAAUUGGCUCCUCAGUAAGAAGGCCCAGGUGUUUGAUCACGACCAGAUCUACUGCGAAGGAAACACGCACCUGACCAAGGUCGUGCAGAUCCAGGAGAGCAAACUGUGCCAGUCGCAGCACGACUGGACCGACUACAUCUACUAUCUGAUUGCGACGGAAAUCAUUCUGCUGAUCGCACUGAUCGGCAAAGUGUCGUACGACUACUGGGUGUUCAAGACGGCCGGUUACCUUCCGUGGCCGGCGAACAAAAUGCCCAAGCUGCCGUGCGACUGUCUGUGCGAGUGAGUUCGCGACCGUAUGGAAGUGCCUCUCUAUCUCUCUGAUUAGGUAAAUCUCAAAGUGCCUUGUACCGUCUGUGAUUGAACUUUUGAAGCGUAUUGAUCGAUAACAAGAUUUCGAAGAAUCUUCAGUAAACUAACUGAUUAGUGUAGCCAAA
Molecule: messenger RNA, 2843 nt
Organism: Armigeres subalbatus
Lineage: Eukaryota; Metazoa; Arthropoda; Insecta; Diptera; Culicidae
Product: protein halfway-like
Exons: 4
Coding region: 992-2692 (566 amino acids)
Molecular function (GO): protein binding
Source: RefSeq, a predicted model, not a curated record